CAAAAAGUGAGGAUUUAACACUGCGUCAUAGCACUAGUUUGACAUUGCGAGUUUAGCUGCGAAGUUGGUUUCCACAACUGUACUCGGUAUAUCUGAGAGGAAAAGAAGCAGAAGACGAUAGAAGAAGAGACGGAAAAGUUCUACUCGCCGUUUCAUUAAACUCUGCAUCAUGUCUGUGACAGUGAAGGCUUACCUGCUUGGUAAAGACGAGGCUGUUAAGGAAAUUCGCAGGUUCACUGUGGAUCAAGAUGUGUCCAGCAACUUUGAAUAUCUAAGCCGGAAAACUGUGACGAUGUUCGGGAAUCUUCGGAACAACGGCUUCACUAUGUACUACAGAGAUGAAGAUGGAGACCUGGUGGCGUUCUCCACUGAUGAUGAACUGAUGAUGGGGUUGGCUUGUACAAAGGACGACACCUUCCGCCUCUUCAUCAAGGAGAAGAAAGAGCACCGUCGGGACUUUCCUGUCCAUGCCUUACCCCCUUCCUUCGGAAUCCCACCUAUUCCUCCAAUUCCUCCAAUUCCUCCAAUCCCUCCUAUCCCUCAUGUCCCUCAUAUGGGCCCACCACCUGCUUUGCAUCCCAAUGUCACCUGUGACAGUUGUGAAGGCCCUGUGAUUGGACCUCGCUUCAAGUGUUCCGUUUGUCCAGACUAUGACCUAUGCUCAACCUGCCAAGCCAGUGGGAAGCACACUGAGCAUGCAAUGCUGCCAAUUUGGCAUCCAAUGCAGCACUGCUUUCCUCGUGGGAAGUGGAUGAAGUGGUUUAAAGCCUUUAGGCAGAACCAGGCUCUGGCCCACAACCUUUGCCAGAAUCAAGGUCAAGCCCAAAACAAGGACCAGGGUCAGUCUGUAAACCAGGACCAGGAUCCUAACCAAGAUGGACCUACACCUGCAGCAAACAGUGCUGCUCAGGCCAAUGUUGACUUCCUGAAAAACAUUGGUGAAGGUGUGGCUGCUAUGCUGAGUCCUCUGGGUAUUGAUGUGAACAUUGAUGUCGAGCACGCUGGUCAGAGGGAGAAGGUCAACACCAACAGUCAGAGUGAGGGCCUGCAGGCAGAUGUGGAGAUGGAGGACAAUGGUGAAGGAUCAAAGGCGCCAAAUAAAGACUCCGAUGAGGAGUGGACUCAUGUGAGCCCCAAAGAGGUCGACCCAUCCACUGGUGAGCUGCAGUCCCUCAACCAGGAAGAGGUUCAAGACAUAGACCAAAUGCAAGAUGAGAAUGCCCCCUCAGGAGCUCAGCAGGGUCCAUCAGGUUUAAAGGAGGCUGCCUUGUACCCACACCUGCCUCAAGAAGCAGAUCCCCGUCUGGUGGAGGCUCUGUCCCAAAUGUUGUCUAUGGGAUUCACUGAUGAAGGUGGCUGGCUGACACGCCUUCUUCAGGCCAAAGGCUACGACAUUGGAGCUGCACUUGACGCCAUCCAAUAUGCAAAGCAGCCACGUCAACCCCAGCCUUAAAGACAUCUCCAUCCAUACUCUGAAAUAAUCAUGGCUGAUGUCAACAUCUCCUGUCUCUAAUCAAACACUUUAAAUGAUUUUAUCACUGUUCUUGUUUUAAGUACUUUGUUGAUUUAAUCCAUUCCCUUUCUAAUUGGUAUCCUGGUUGGUAUUCCUGGUUAUUCCAAACAAACUGUUAAUCAAUGCUUUUGCUCAUUGGUGUUUCUACUGCUUUAUUAUAUUCAUAACAUUCUGAAAAAUAAAAGAUGAUUAGUGCAACUGA
This is a messenger RNA of Cynoglossus semilaevis (tongue sole), 1715 nucleotides long. It is a transcript of the gene sqstm1, whose product is annotated as sequestosome 1. The transcript is spliced from 8 exons. Gene Ontology annotation, molecular function: zinc ion binding; K63-linked polyubiquitin modification-dependent protein binding; protein kinase C binding. NCBI's taxonomy places the organism in Eukaryota, Metazoa, Chordata, Actinopteri, Pleuronectiformes, Cynoglossidae. The coding region runs from base 170 to 1453 and encodes 427 amino acids. Gene Ontology annotation, cellular component: amphisome; aggresome. The record is from RefSeq and is a predicted model, not a curated record. Gene Ontology annotation, biological process: endosome organization; aggrephagy; mitophagy.